Messenger RNA from Brachypodium distachyon (stiff brome), 964 nucleotides. RefSeq lists its product as uncharacterized. The record is from RefSeq and is a predicted model, not a curated record. NCBI's taxonomy places the organism in Eukaryota, Viridiplantae, Streptophyta, Magnoliopsida, Poales, Poaceae. The transcript is spliced from 2 exons. The coding region runs from base 84 to 689 and encodes 201 amino acids.
AACACAGAGCAAAAUUCAUCAACAACACUUGCAACCGUCAACGCAGCUCACAAAGACUCAGUCACAAGUACGCCUUGUUAGCAAUGGCGUACCGGCAGGCCAUGUCCUACUCCAACACCGUCGACGAGUGCUGCGACGGCGGCCGCACGGCCCCCAUGUACUCCAACAACACCGUCGACGAGUGCUACGACGCCGGCCGCCACGGUCAUGGCCACGGCCACGGGCACGGGCACGGCAUGACCAAGAUGUACUCCAACACCACCGACGAGUGCUUCGACGGCGGCCGGACCAAUAUGUACUCCAACACCACCGACGUCGAGUGCUACGACGCCGGCCACCACGGUCACGGCGGCGGCAGGAGGCCGGCUUACGACGACGGCUGCGGCGGGUACGGCGGCCAGCAGGCCGGCGGGUACUACAGGAAGGAGGAGAAGACCCACAAGAACCGGGAGCGCGUUGGCGAGGUCGGCGCUCUCGCCUCCGGCGCCUUCGCCCUGUAUGAGGGGUAUGAGGCGAAGAAGGACCCGGCGCAUGCGCGGAGGCACGAGAUCGAGGCCGGCGUGGCGGGAGCGGCGGCGCUGGGCGCUGGCGGCUACGCCUACCACGAGCACCGCGAGCAGCUCAGCUACGGCGGCGCCGCCAGGGAGCAGCAGCACAGGGUGCCUUCAUACAACCAGUACUGCAACUAAGCUCAAGAUCAGUUCAUCUCAGCGGUCCAUCCAGUACACAAACCGAUCGACCGGCCGAACACAUAUCGACGAAGAGCAUGCAUGAGCAUAAUAAGAACAUAAAAAAAAUUAUAAGACGUGUACUAUUCCAAUAAGAUUAUAAGAACAUGCUGCAUGCGUCUUGUAUGAUAUGGUCGCUUUUAUGUUGUACUAUAUAGUACUAGUACGUGUGUAUGUGUAUUGGAUUAAUUCCACGAUAUCGGAAAUAAUGAAUAAAAAAUUUAUUAUUAGUAAAA